Molecule: messenger RNA, 2343 nt
Organism: Eremothecium sinecaudum
Lineage: Eukaryota; Fungi; Ascomycota; Saccharomycetes; Saccharomycetales; Saccharomycetaceae
Exons: 1
Coding region: 1-2343 (780 amino acids)
Biological process (GO): regulation of transcription by RNA polymerase II
Cellular component (GO): chromatin
Molecular function (GO): RNA polymerase II cis-regulatory region sequence-specific DNA binding; DNA-binding transcription factor activity, RNA polymerase II-specific
Source: RefSeq, a predicted model, not a curated record
AUGGUAGCUACGCAGAGGAAAUAUAUCUGUUCUUUCUGCGCUCGAGCGUUUUCUAGAUCAGAGCAUCGGACACGACAUGAACGGUCUCAUACUGGUGUGAAACCCUUUAGUUGCAAAGUUUGCAGCCACUCUUUUGUAAGACGAGACCUACUCCAACGCCACAUACGAACAGUGCACCGAAGCGUUUUGCUCGAACUGCAAUUGCAGCGCGGGAAAGGGUCAGAUGAGGGAGGUGUAGGGUCUUCUGGAGAGACAGUAGAUGUCGUUCAGAGUUCGACUUCGUUACCUUCAAAAAAAGAUAUGAAGAGUGUUCUUAGUGCGUUUAUAAAUGAUGCUGGGAGCGGACUGACCCAGGAAUUGCCCAGCAUGCGGCGUAGUAGCAGUGCAGGCACGAUUACUGGGGCCCUGAAGAACGUAAUUCCACAGCAAUUCUAUGGAGACGUACGCAAAGCAGUACUUGGGGUGAUGCCGCAGCUGCGAAACUAUGAUGCUGAACGUAUAAUUGGUCUAGUUCAGGCUGGUCUCGAUUAUAUCGCAAUCCAGGGACUUUUCGUAGAGUCUGUUCGAGGAGAAUUUAACUCACGAGUGGGUGGUUCUAGAAAUAAUUUUGAAUCGUGGUGCACGCGAUGCCCGCUUUUGCCAACUUUAGCGUGCAUUGGGUACUGCUUAACUUCGGAUGCUAGCGACGCAAUCAUAGUACAGUUGUGGGGUACGAAUUGGGAUGCAUGCGCCAAUGCUGCAUCCGGUGAGCGAUUUUUGGGCCUUCAUUUACUUGUGCAUAUGUAUCUCGAAGAUAGGCGGCGCUUAGGAGUUUCACCUCAUAAUGUUUCAAGGUUACAGCAGCAAACGCUUGAAUUGGUUUUACAUAAUAUCACUGCUGUGUGUCUAGAAAAAGAUAUCUGGACGGUGUUUUGUCUGUUUGUGAACCUGAUGAUCCGUUCAAACGAAUGCAGUGAGCUAUCGCGCAUGCUCUAUCGCUGGUUCCUUACACAGCCACUAUUAGAUUCAAACCUGGCUACGGUGUUGACUGAGUUUACACAGAAAAACCCUGUGACGUUGGAGCCUUUUGUCUCAAAGGUUAUCUCCCAUGGGCUACUUUGCGAAGUCCUGAUGGGAGAUGUUAGCCAAACAAACUUCCGUUGUGCGGAGCUCCUCCAUAACACGAUAAUUAUGGCCAGCAAGUGCUGCACCGGGAACUCGGGUGCCUUUCUCUCCACUAUACGCGAACGGCGGCUAACAGAUGCCCCACAAAAAUUCCUACCGUUGUUGAAACAAUACCUGAGCUUUAACAACUCAAAUGAACACUGGGCGCUAUUGCUGGCAACAUGGUUUGACUUUGUUCGCGGGGUGGGCUGGGACUCAACUAAAAGGCACAUGCUGAACGGUAGUUACACUCUUGACGGUAACUUUUUUUACAGUGGUAUGCUACUAUUGGGGUAUCAAGAGCCGGUUUCUAAGAUGUCACAAUUUCAACUUGACCUAAAAUUUAUAAACAACAACCUGGCAAUGUGUACAUUACCAAUUUUAUGCCUAUUGGAGGAGAAUAGUUCUUUACAUUGGCUGCAAGAUGUACAAAAAAGAUUGAUCUAUGAUGUUUUGUUAUUCAAUCUGCAUCUAUUGGGGAACCUGCUGUUCUUACGUGGAAGGAACGUUGAAGAAUGGCAUACCGAGAAGGCGUUGAUGAUGUUAGAAAAUCCAAUUGUCCAGUUCUUAUUGUUUGUAUGGUCUCGCUUCAGUGGCAACCAAUCCAAGAGUGAAAUACCGUCAACUUCUCCGUAUACUGAACAAUUUCUAAGCCGAUACAUUACAAAUACAAAGAUGAGAGUCGAUACCGAUACUCUAAUCAAAAAUGACUUUGACAUGAUUUUAUUCUUGAAUGCGGAUACUAAUCGCGAUAUAUUCUACGGUUUCCAUAUCCUACUGAGACAGGCCAUGGAACGUAUAGAACAUUACCUCGUACAAAUAAUGCCAAGCUACGUCCAUAUGAUAAAUCCAUCCUUGAAAUCGCUUGUGGAUGCGACUAUUAAAAACUCUGCAACCAUCAGAUAUGAGAUGUACUUGAAGAUUUCUGAUACCCCAAGUAAGCGUCCUCCAUCAUCGGUAUGGAGUCAUACACCGGCAUUUCAGGAAAGAACACCAUCUUUUGAAAAAUCCCCAUCGACUCCUUCAUUUGAAGUUGCUGGAAGAAUCAUUUUACCCAGGAUCCUGUCGCCUCCAUAUCAGCGUAAAGAUAUUGAAACUCCCCGGUUGUGUAACUCUAACGUACUGGGGGCUAUUUCUUAUCCCGUAAUAACACCUCCUGCGGAACGUAAGAUACAUCUCCCACCUCCUCACUACUUUUAA